AUGCUGCCACCCUGCGGCCAUGGCUGGGAGAUGAUGGACGCCAAGAGGAGGCAGCAGGAGCUCCUGAUGCAGCUCCGAGCGCUUGUCCUCCCAAUGUUCCACGGUGUCAUCGAUGGUACCUCGGUCAAUGGUACCUCGGCCGCCGAGAUCGCUGUCCAGCUCUUUGACGACGUGAUCGGCUGCAACAUAGGCGUGGUGUCUACACUUGAAUGGUGCCUCAUGAGUACCGGAGCCGGAGGCGGAUCAUCGGUAGGGCCCGUAGACAACAAGUUGAUGGUGAGGAAGAAUAGCUGCCGUGUUACUAAUAAUGGUGAGAAAACGGAGGAGCAGCAAGCAAGGCAUAGAAGCGUGGUUGGUCAAAAGAGAAGGAGGAACGACAAGCGAUCAAGAUCCCUUGUUACACAUGUUCCACAUUACGAUGGCCAUCAAUGGAGAAAAUAUGGGCAGAAGAACAUCAAUGGGAGGCGACAUCCUAGGUAA
Messenger RNA from Miscanthus lutarioriparius, 480 nucleotides. Lineage: Eukaryota; Viridiplantae; Streptophyta; Magnoliopsida; Poales; Poaceae. The record is from the annotation of a GenBank genome assembly.